CAUUGAAAAAGGUACCUUUACUGUGAUAUUCCCGCUACGCUCGGGCGCACUCACUAAUGGUGGUGAGUUGCGCUUUGCACGGUUAUUAUUAUUAUUCCCUUCGAAUUUUCGAUCCCGCUACUACAUAUCCCCUCAUUUAUCGUGGCGCCCAGGGAAGAUCCUAAUCUACCAAUUGGCGGAGAUAGCUGGCGUCAUCAAUGUUUCGCCCUAGUUAAAAAAAAGAUGGAGACGCUGCACACGUCACGUCUCUGUUUCUUCCUAGCCAGCUACAGAGCAGCCUUGAUUCCUAUGCAUCUUCCAAAGUGGUUGUGCACCAGAACGCCUUGGCUGCAUCAAACCGAAGGCCGCGGAUUUUUUGUGCCUCUUGGAUAGUGCAGCUAGUUGAGUAGUGCAGGUUCUAGAUUGCGCUCGUAGCUAAGGAUAAAGUUGUGUGUAUUUUGCCAUGUGGUGGCUGGCUUUCCCUCCUUUCUUCUACUCCGUACGCUGUACAUGGUUGAAGCUGCCAAAUCUUCAAAGUUUCCGAAACGAGCUUGAUAGUAAGGGGCUCGUUUUGAGCAAAAUUGAUGGAUAACCAGGGCCCGCCUUCGCUCGAGGAAUCCGUAAUAUAUGUGUAGAAUCAGUGUGAGGGUAAAUCGGUACCGAAGACGCUCAUUGCCAUCCUUUUAGAAUUUGGGGCCAAAAUGACCUGAUUGUAGUUUUAGACGCGAGGACGUCAAUUGAGACUUGUCGAGACAAAAGGAUACCAACCUCGUCCCGAAAAGAAUAAUGUGGGUAUACACGGAGAAUUAGCUGAGAAUUCGUGAAGACCAAUCUUGGAUUGUAAUGUACAGAGGUGCCAUAUUGAAUCUUUUUUUUGCGCAACCAAACACCCGUGGAGUUGGGCGGCACCAGGGCAUUUUACACGGCGCUUUAUAAGUUAUCACCUUUGUUGACGGGCCAACAACCAAUAAUAAUAAUAAUGAGCACCACCCCGCGAUCCGAUCAUAGCGAUGAUCUUUUGGGUGAAAAGCCCAGUUUUCGGUAGCUCUCUCCACAUAACUUGAAGUGAGCCAAUCGUUUGAGGCGUACUUUGGAAGCAGAUAUUUCUAGAACCUUGGACGAGUGGGCACAUAUCUGCUGUGCCACCACGAAGCCUGACCGUCAGGUGGCUGAGCAAGAGGAGUCAGGGUCCACAGAAUUCAUACUCCUUUCCUCUAACGCGUUCCGAUGAGGGUUUGUUUUCAUUUUCACUUUUUAUACAUGCUGAAUCGAUCGGAAGAGCAUGAAUGGGAAUGGAGCAAUGUUGCAGGGGUUGGACAGCGAAUAACCUUGAACGCUCUAAGGGAGAGACAAUCCAUGGCCCUCUCGAUUGAUAUAGUGCGUAGUCCUGCUUGGGCAGCUUUCGACAUUUACAGGAGUGAAGGAAGUAUAUAAUAAAUAAUACAUUAUUGGAUAGACGCGAAGAAAGGGACUAACGCGAGAAUUUCUCAGAUUAUGUAAUUGGGUAACUAUUCAGUGCAAACAGCACACAAACAGUGUAAAUUGUGCAAACGGUUCAUCAUCUCAUAUUCAAAACAAGAUCCUUUAUUGAAAAAGACCGGAAGACCAGGUUAGAGUGAAUUAUUUUCUCUAGGAGCGAUUUCACCUUCCCGGUAAUCCAGCUUUUUCUCAAACAAUCCGUUAACAUGGUUCGAAAACUCAAGCAUCACGAACAGAAACUUCUCCGCAAGGUAGAUCUUCACACCUACAAAUCCGACGCCGGACAUCGUGAAGCCGCCAUCCGACAACGCUACCACUUCCAACAUCCGCUCGAUUAUCAAAAAUACAACUCGCUCUGCGGCUCCCUGCGACAACUAGCGCAUAAGCUCUCCGCCCUGGACCCAGAAGAUCCGUUCCGAAAGGACAUCGAAAGUCAGUUGCUGGAGAAAUUGUGGGCAACGGGCAUAUUGAAGCAGAGUCGUGAGCAAGGCGCGGGCUUGAGUAGGGUUGAAAGGGAGGUUACAGUUAGUGCGUUUGCGAGGAGGAGAUUGGGCGUUGUGAUGGUGCGGAUGGGGAUGGUGGAGAAUGUUCCUACGGCCGUGAAGUUCAUUGAACAGGGCCAUGUCCGUGUCGGCACGGAGGUUGUCACGGACCCUGCCUUUCUCGUGAACAGAAAUCUUGAAGACUUUGUUACCUGGGUUGAUUCGAGCAAGAUAAAGAGAAAUAUCUUGCAGUACCGUGAGAAACUGGACGAUUUCGAUCUUCUAUAACCGGCCUCGUCUUCUUCAAGGCUGGUGUGAAUCCGGGAAGGUAGCGGGAUUAUUUUGCAUCUGUUUCACAUUUUCCUGGCGUGUCGGGGAUUGAUAUUUUGGUAAAAGCUUUUAUAUGUUAAUCGGGUUCGAGCUGGGUUCCCGUCGACUUUUUUGCACGUUUUCCCUUUCUACCGUUUUAGUUGGGAGUUUUCAUAUACCCUCAUAUGUUUUAUGCAUGGUUUAUGAGUUCAAUGUUCGUGUACAUACAGGCACAGUAUAUCUAUUACAUGUCGUUUGUUUUGUCCUGCAUUAUUAGGCCAGAAGAAACUAAGGAUGGGCAAUUGGGAAUAUUAGGCUAUCAAAUGGUAGUAAAGUCAUUUAGACACCACACCACACCGUUGUCCAUUACACCGGCGUCUGCUCCACUCGAGCGCCAAUAGCCGGAAAAGCUCCGCUUCCUUCCCUCCUCGACACAACUGAUAACUAUAGGGACUUUAUGACUAGUAUUUGGGCUUUUGUCACCGACCUGUUGCAAAAGCAUGGUGGCUGUUGCUGCGGCUCUCUGUCGCCCCCAUCCAGAUCAGGAGAGCGGUACAGCCCUUUUUGGCAUGGUUUAACAGGGCGAACUCUACUGCCCCUUUCGUUGUCCUCAAGCUCAUUUAAGCAAAAGCUUUUCAAGCUCAGAAAUUCUCAGAAACAUUCCUUGUUCAUAUAUCUCAACGUGAUAUGUGUGUAAUGAAGAUGGCCCAAGCCCAACACACACAACCUCCUGAGCGCGAAACAAACAUUCACAUCUGCGAAUCGACUGCCUACAGAUAACUGGUGAAACAACGGCCUUUGCGACCACGGAAUCGUGCCUCGGUUCCUAUGGGAACAAAAGAACGGAUGGACUUAUAUUAAUCACAUUAUCAACCUCACCUGAUCAUACGUGAGGGGAAAUUAAUGAGGCUUAUCUCUAUUUUGCAUUGAAUAUUGAGUGCAUUUGUGGAGAUUGGUGCGAUGACCUUUUGGGACCGCGGCGUGAGGAAUAUAGAUAGCAUUCAGUGAUUGAAAGAAAUAUUGACGAUGUGCGACCACAAGCUCAUUUCCUCGUCCGCGCUGGGAAAUUUUGCUGCUCAGAACUCUCAUCAUGUUUGUAGUUACGGAGUACAAGAUGGUCUCUUGGGCCUACGAAGCCAAGCAUUUUUAGAUAGGGGAACUCUUUCUGAGUCUACUGCGUUAGUCUGAUAAGUCAGCAUAACCUUUCAAUCAAUCAAGCUUUACACGAUUUCUAUAUAAGAUAAAACAGAAUGGAUAUUUCUGACACUAAAAGACAACCUCCCUGACAAGAUCGGAGACAAAACAGGCGAAACAUGGAAGAAAGAAUAAAACUAUGUACAUGUACAUUAGUUAAUCGGAGAUAUGGAUUUUGCCAAAAUCCCCUUUGGCACUAGGCCUGGAUUGGUGGGUGGGGUGAGGCAAGCUGCUUUACCCAACCGGCUAAAGUUGCUCCUCCGAUACUUGUCAUCGCCAUCACUUGGGUAACCACUAAUUAACUGUUGGGGGUCCCGGGGGUUGAUCGGCCCCU
Molecule: messenger RNA, 3777 nt
Organism: Blastomyces gilchristii SLH14081
Lineage: Eukaryota; Fungi; Ascomycota; Eurotiomycetes; Onygenales; Ajellomycetaceae
Product: U3 small nucleolar ribonucleoprotein subunit
Exons: 4
Coding region: 1665-2228 (187 amino acids)
Biological process (GO): rRNA processing
Cellular component (GO): small-subunit processome; small ribosomal subunit; Mpp10 complex
Molecular function (GO): snoRNA binding; structural constituent of ribosome; rRNA binding
Source: RefSeq, a predicted model, not a curated record